UCUAUUUUCAAGUGCUUUUUUGUUUUGACAGAACAGAUUUUGGGAUUUACGAAACGUUUGAAAUGUCAACAAAAAUGAAUAGUAAUGUUUAAAUCAAGAAACAAUGGGGAGAUGCCACAGUUUGUGCCUGUCUCUCUUGAUAGCGUACCUCAUAGGACUAUCAUUUGCAGACAUACCCAAGGAAGCCGGAUUGUACCUCCCAGGGGAUGAUGUGGUGGUGAUUUCUGGUGAUGAUUUCUACUCACAUCUUGCAGACAAGGAACACGCAUGGAUCAUAGAAUUUUACAACACUUGGUGUGGCCACUGCAUUAAUUUUGCUCCAACGUAUAAAAAAUUUGCUCAAAGUAUAAAAGGGUGGUCAAGAGUUAUCUCUGUUGGAGCUGUGGAUUGCUCACAGCCUAAGAAUACAGACGUUUGUCGCAAAUAUGGAAUCGAAAGCUACCCACAGAUGAUUUUAUUCCCUCCACACUCUACAGACAAGAACACUGGAUUACGAUUGUUUGGUACCCGAGAGUUUGGUGGUCUCUUAGAAAAUGUUGUUGACUUUGUUUCAAACAGAACCCGAUUCCAAGCCCCGGCGUCAUGGCCACGUUUACAACCAAUGGCGACAAUUGAGGAAAUUUGGUCUGAAGCGUCGCCAAAACAUCAGCAUGUGGUUCUGAUAUUUGAAGACCGCAACUCCAUCACUGGAAGAGAGAUUAUCUUGGACACGAUGGACCAGACUCAUAUACUAGUGCGUCGUCUGCUGAAGGAAUCGGUCACUAAAUACGGGAUCACACAGUUUCCUUCCCUGUACUCUCUCAAGAAAGAUGGGGUAUACAAGAAGCUGGCAGUUGGUGUUGGUGGUGAAAACGACCGUGCCUCGUUUGUUGGUGUGAUAAAGGAGCGGUUUGGCAUCAACGUCAAUGAAGGGGAGGAGGAUGGUGCUGGUAUAGGAGAAGAGGCAGAUAACAAAAAUAAAAACGAUAAAGAUAAUGAAGAGUUGCCUGCCCCUGCCACAAAUAUUGUUGGUGUACACAUGCAGGAUUUAGAGUCCGCUCUGACGUAUGCAUUCCGUCAAGAGAUUGCCAUUCAUAAAUCGAUGAAUCAAGAAGCACUGAGUGCUCUGAAGACAUUUGUGGUAGUUCUUGCAAAGUACUCGCCUGUGAGGAAACCUAUCUCUAGCUUUCUAUGGAAAGUGGCCGACUGGCUCAAUGGAGUGAACACUGAGCUGUCUGGUGAACAGUGGAGUAAUCACAUAGAUACCUUGCAGAAAAGGAAAAAGAAAAAACGGAAGAAAGUACACAUGCACAAAAAUACUAAAGAUUCAUUUUUGCCUGAUGCUGUUAUUUGGACUGGUUGCCAUGGUAGCAAGUUAAAGUACAGAGGCUACCCGUGCAGCAUGUGGACACUGUUCCAUACAUUAACUGUGAGCUCCUACCUGGCAAAUAAACAUACAGUACCUCACAAUCCCCAAGAAGUGUUGCUGGCAAUACGUGGUUAUAUGAAGAAUUUUUUCGGCUGUGCAGAAUGUUCUAAGAAUUUUUACAAAAUGGCUGUUACCCUGGAGAAGGAAGUAAAGCAGAGCCAAGAUGCUGUUCUGUGGCUGUGGAGCGCUCACAACAAGGCCAACAAGAGACUUCAUGGCCAGCCAUCCGAGGAUCCACUCUUCCCUAAGAUCCAGUUUCCAUCUCAGACCACGUGUCCAAAGUGCCACAAGGCAGGAAGCACCAACACCCAUCCCAUCUGGGACAAGGACGAAGUUCUGAAUUUCAUGGUGCACAUGUACAGAGAAGAAAACAUCAGACACGACGUGUCGAAGAAACCAACCGACCAGGGCACUAACAAUCAUAUACUGGAAGGUGAGAGAACCAGUAGAGUCACAGAGGAGCUGGACUGGUGGGAGAAGCAGCAGCGAAAGCAGGACCUGCACAAGAUUCAGGAACUUCGCAGCAAGAAGAAGAAGAGUCUGGAGGAGAGAUUCGUGAAGAGAGAGUCGACCGACCCCAGGCUUCAUAGGAGAGGAGCGAAAAAAACCAUUAUUUUGAAAGCAAGGGAAGAUGUUGGAUCACAGGUAAGAAAAAAGAGAUGGAAAUCUACUGACUGAACAGCGGCUUUGAAAGGAACAUUGGGUUAAUGAACAAACAAAAUGUUGACGUUUACACAAAUAUUGGACUGAAUUAAGAAUCACUUUAAUUAAGUGUCUGAAAAAAAUAUUGAAUAAAGAUACUUCUGCAGUA
Molecule: messenger RNA, 2219 nt
Organism: Gigantopelta aegis
Lineage: Eukaryota; Metazoa; Mollusca; Gastropoda; Neomphalida; Peltospiridae
Product: sulfhydryl oxidase 2-like
Exons: 12
Coding region: 104-2086 (660 amino acids)
Biological process (GO): protein folding
Cellular component (GO): Golgi membrane
Molecular function (GO): protein disulfide isomerase activity; flavin-dependent sulfhydryl oxidase activity
Source: RefSeq, a predicted model, not a curated record